AUGGGCAACGUCACCUUCAACCGCAACGCAGACUUUUCCAACUCCCAGAUCCUCGACCUGUACUGGGACGAGGUUAACAUGGAGUCCAACACUAAGGAGAAGCUCGUCCUAGACUUUUCCAACACCUACAUCAACCGCCGCGUCCUCGCCAAUACCACCAUCGUCGGCAAGGCCGACUUCACCGACGCCAUCUUCGAGACCGUCUACAUCGAGAACUUCAACGCCACUCAGCCGCGCUUCGCCGGCGCCCAGUUCCGCGAGCAGGAGUUCAUCGACGGCUACUGCUGCUCGCGCGUCUGCAUCUCGCUCGACUGCAUGUGCAACGUCUCGCAGCCGUCGGGCGAGUGCCCCGCCGGCAGGAGCAACGUUAACGUCUCGGCCCCGCUCACCUGCUUCCCCGCGGACGCCACCGUGUCGCGCCCCGAUGGCCUGGUCGUCCGCAUGGAGGACUUGCAGUACGCGGACAAGGUCGCCGUCGGCGAUGGCUCGCAUUCGGACGUCUUCUUUUUCGGCCAUCGCAGCCCCCACCCGGUCUCCGAGUUUGUCUCCAUCCACCACGCCGGCUCGCAGACCCCGCUCCGCCUCUCCCCUGGCCACUAUCUCUACGUCGACGGCAAGCUGCGCACGGCCCGCUCGGUGCGCCCCGGCGACCGGUUACGCGGCGCGGACGGCGAGUACGACCUGUUCGUGCUUAACGUCAAGCGCCAGCAGCUGCGCGGCCUGUACGCCCCGACGUCCGUGCACGGUGACCUUGUCGUCGAUGGCGUCAUGGUGUCCAGCUACACGGACGUCAUGCACCCGGGCCUGGCGCACAAGCUGCUCCAUCCCCUCCGCCUUUUGUACCGAUAUGGGCUCGACGCGGUCGUGUCGCGCGUCACGGCGCUGCACCAAACUAGCUUUGCCCACGUGCCGCGGGCGAUAGGGAUUCCCCACGGACCGCAGGCUGUUGACAAUUAGAUUUGCUAACCGACCUAAGGGAGCACUUUGCCACCCGAACCGACGCGCCGCUGCCCGGGGUCUGUAGAAGCUGGGAGGAGACAGGUCGUCUCUGGGGGGGCCGCGAGUGUCGGGGUGGUGGACAAAACGAUCUAGAUUUUCGAGACACUUCGUAUGAGUAAACUAUUUUCAUGUAUGUGCGUCU
Molecule: messenger RNA, 1141 nt
Organism: Chondrus crispus (carragheen)
Lineage: Eukaryota; Rhodophyta; Florideophyceae; Gigartinales; Gigartinaceae
Exons: 2
Coding region: 1-957 (318 amino acids)
Biological process (GO): multicellular organism development; cell-cell signaling; protein autoprocessing
Source: RefSeq, a predicted model, not a curated record